GAACGCCUAGAGGCUUUAAAAAGCGAAAAGGAAUCAAUCCGCAAAGAAAUGGACAGACUUCGAAAAAAGUCCAAUCUCACCAAAAACAUCAAACCGGGAAUGGUUUCUGAAUUUACAUCAUUUGUCGAUAAGACCAAAGAAUUGACAGAAUUGCUUCAAACUCUGAAAGACGGCUAUGCAAACGAUCAGGCCAAAUUGGAAAGUAUGCGAAGAGAAAUCAGUUACAUGGCACAUUUGAAAAGAAAGGCUGAAAAGCCGCAGGUUAUUGACGAACCCGGUGACCCUACUCUUCAUUAUCAGAGUCGUCUGAGUAGAACUGGACUAUGCCCAGCUGUCAGAAGAAUCCCUAACCAAAGUUGCACCAACAACAAGCCCUUGGCGAACACCAAAAAACCUGUGUUCAAGGCAACACUGUCAUGUCUACCUUGCAGACCGCCACCAGUCGGCAAGAGCGAAUCUGCCAGAAUGUGGAUUUACCGUACGUUUUGCGAGCUUUGGGAAUAAUUAUCAGCGAAGAGGAAACUGAAGCAAUCAUCCAGCAAUGUCUGAACCUGGUAGAUGUCUCCACGGUGCAAGACGAUGAGGAUGAUGAUAGGCCUCCAAUUGUGACCCUCGAUCAGCUCAACAAGGUCCUAAGGGGCAGAAUGCCGGAUGCCCUGAGCCAGUCCCAAAUUUUC
Ctenocephalides felis (cat flea) is the source of this 677-nucleotide messenger RNA. RefSeq lists its product as uncharacterized. NCBI's taxonomy places the organism in Eukaryota, Metazoa, Arthropoda, Insecta, Siphonaptera, Pulicidae. The transcript is spliced from 5 exons. The coding region runs from base 49 to 504 and encodes 151 amino acids. The record is from RefSeq and is a predicted model, not a curated record.